Apiotrichum porosum is the source of this 1377-nucleotide messenger RNA. RefSeq lists its product as uncharacterized. The coding region runs from base 1 to 1377 and encodes 458 amino acids. The transcript is spliced from 5 exons. The record is from RefSeq and is a predicted model, not a curated record. Gene Ontology annotation, molecular function: S-adenosylmethionine-dependent methyltransferase activity. NCBI's taxonomy places the organism in Eukaryota, Fungi, Basidiomycota, Tremellomycetes, Trichosporonales, Trichosporonaceae.
AUGGCAAACUCGGCAGAGGAGCGCGCUCACUGGCGCGACGUCCUCCGCGCGUUCGAUGGGUACAUGCAGUACCAUCUCUCGGCAAACCACGCGCGACGCAUGGCGUUCCUUUCGCUACCCAAGGACCAGCGUGAGCUGUAUGAACAGAUUGGGUUUCGCGACAAGCUCGAGGCGGUGGACGAGGGGAUCAGGCGAAACGCCGAGUUUAUCGACCUCAUGAUCGCCGACCCAGUGUUUGCGGACAUGCUCGAGAGCGACGCGCCGGCCCACCCCCAUUCGCAUGACCAUGGCGCGCACGACGGCGGGCACUCUCACGACGCCCAUGCCCAUGGCCAUGGCCACAGCCACGACGCGCACAGUCACGGCCACAGCCAUGACGCAGCCCCAAGCUCCAACUCGGGUUCCAGUGCGGCCUCUGCUUCUGCGUCUGCUCCUGCGUCAGCGUCCGGCAGCGGGACCAAGGCCUCUGGCCCGUCGCAGCGCGACCGCGACCUGCAGCAGGACAAGGUGCGCUCUACGCUGCGGUCGUUUGUGCGUGACUGGGCUGUCGAGGGUGCCGCCGAGCGCCAGGCAUGCUACGACCCCAUCGUCGCCGCGCUCGAGGAGCACUACCCCGACGUCUCGGCUCGCGGCAAGGUCAAGGUCCUCGUCCCCGGCUGUGGUCUUGGCCGACUUGCGAUGGAGAUUGCUGCGCGCGGGUUCUGGGCGCAGGGCAACGAGUUUAGCACGUACAUGCUCAUUGGAAGCCACUUUGCGUUGAACCAGUCUACACACGAGCGGGAACACACCAUCUUUCCGUGGCUCCAUUCGUUCUCCAACCACCAGACGACUGGGUCCCACCUCCUCCGUUCCGUACAGGUGCCCGACGUUGUCCCGUCCUCGAUCCUCGCUGGGCCCGUCCAGCCCGGCGGGUUCAGCCUCGUCGCCGGUGACUUUGAGGAGGUGUACGGCCCCAGCCAAUGGCUCGACACACCCAACACGGCGUCCGCGUCCGACGACGACGACGAAGAAGGCGGCCGCGUCAACCAGCGCGGGCGGUGGGGCGCGGUCGUGACGUGCUUCUUCAUCGACACGGCACGCAGCAUCCUCAACUACCUGCGUAUCAUCCACGGCCUGCUCGACGACGGCGGCGUGUGGAUCAACCUCGGCCCCUUGCUGUGGCACUUUGAGAACGCGCCCGCGAGCGCCAAGGGCGAGAUGAGCAUCGAGCUCAGUCUCGACGAAGUGAAAGAACUGGCACGCACCGUCGGGUUUGAGAUCAAGCAGGAGAGGAUGGUCUCGUCGACGUACACGGGCGUCCCGGACAACAUGCUGCAGCACGUCUACAACUGCGCGUUCUGGACAGCCACCAAAAUCCCGCAACAGGGCCAAAAGUAG